Messenger RNA from Carassius carassius (crucian carp), 2566 nucleotides. RefSeq names its product diphthamine biosynthesis 6 (gene dph6). Gene Ontology annotation, biological process: protein histidyl modification to diphthamide. Gene Ontology annotation, molecular function: diphthine-ammonia ligase activity. The coding region runs from base 147 to 2195 and encodes 682 amino acids. The transcript has 15 exons. The record is from RefSeq and is a predicted model, not a curated record. NCBI's taxonomy places the organism in Eukaryota, Metazoa, Chordata, Actinopteri, Cypriniformes, Cyprinidae.
CAGUCAGAGCAUUUCGUGCUGGCGCGUCAUCGGGCAGCCUCACGUGGGGUCCUUCAGACACCCGGAAGCGCGCCGGUGUUUACAGUCGAGUGUGAGGAACACGUGUGUGAUGAUCUCUGUGUGUAAGCAGCUGUGAGAUACACAUCAUGAGAGUCGUUGCGCUGAUCAGCGGCGGGAAGGACAGCUGUUAUAACAUGCUGCAGUGUGUGUCUGCUGGUCACUCUAUCGUGGCUCUCGCGAACCUCAUGCCUCACACACACGCUCCGGAUGAGCUGGACAGCUACAUGUAUCAGACGGUGGGUCAUCAGGCCGUGGAUCUGUACGCCGAGGCCAUGGGUGUUCCCCUGUACAGGCGCACUAUCGAGGGCUCCAGUCUGCACACGGAGAGAGAAUACAGCCAGACCGAAGGAGACGAGGUGGAGGAUCUCUACCAGCUGCUCAAGCUUGUGAAGGAGAAGGAGUGUGUUGAGGCCGUGUCUGUGGGGGCCAUUCUGUCCGACUACCAGAGAGUACGUGUGGAACAUGUGUGUGUGAGACUGCAGCUCCAGCCGCUGGCGUACCUGUGGCGCCGAGACCAGGCCGAGCUGCUCCGAGAGAUCAUAUCCAGUGACCUGCACGCCGUCCUCGUCAAGGUGGCAGCGUACGGCCUGGAUCCAGAGAGACAUUUAGGAAAAUCCCUGGCGGAGAUGGAAGAGUGUCUGCACGAGCUUUCAGAGAAGUAUGGAGUUCAUAUCUGUGGAGAAGGAGGCGAGUAUGAGACCUUCACCGUUGACUGUCCGCUCUUCAAGAAGAAGAUCGUCAUUGACUCGAUGGAGACGGUCAUCCACUCGGCCGAUGCCUUCGCUCCUGUUGGAUACCUGCACUUCACACGCAUGCACACGGAGGACAAGAGAGAAGCCUCUGGAGGACGGCCGCUGCCUCUCACUAGAUGUCCUUGCCAGAACACCAUUGACAGGAUGACAGAAGAGCUGGAAUAUGCUGAUAAAACUCCAGACGUCCAGGGAGGAUGUCCAUCAAGCACUGAGCGCAGUUGUCAGCCGGAGCCGGGUGGUGUGCCCUCACACUCGUCCAGGAGUUCCUCAGGUUUCCAGUGGAUAUCCGGUCUAACAGCGCUUCAGUCCGAACACCCAGACGUCCAGAGCCAAACCCAGCACGUCUUCACACUCCUGCAAAGGCAGCUGCAGGAGAAAGGUCUGCUGAUGAAGCACGUGCUCCUGGUUCAUCUCUACGUGAGUGACAUGGAGAACUUCAGUCAGAUCAACUCUGUGUACUGCAGCUACUUCCCUCUCAGUCCUCCGGCCAGGGUGUGUGUCCAGACGAGGCUCCCGGUCUCUCAGCAGCUGCAGAUGGACGUUCUGCUUCACGACGGGACGCUGGCCUGCGAGGAGGACGCUUUUCCUCAGAGAGACACGCUUCACGUCCAGAGUCUGUCCCAUUGGGCCCCGGCCAACAUCGGGCCCUACAGUCAAGCUGUGAAGGUGCGGGAGGCGGUGUUCUGUGCUGGUCAGAUCGCUCUGGUGCCCUGCUCCAUGCAGCUGGUUAACGGGCCGGUGGCUCUCCAGGCUCGGCUCUGCUUCAGUCACAUGGAGAAGGUUCUGCGUGCAAUGGACUCCAAACUCACGCUGGCUCACGUGCUGCAGGCGCACAUCUACCUCACCCACCGUGACCACGCCGCGGCUGUCACAGAGGCCUGGAACAGAACACUACAGGACGCCCAGGAGUGUGAGGCAGCGGUGCGGGUGGAGAGCAGCGUUGUGGUCGUGCCGUCGUUACCCAGAGGAGCAGCGGUGGAGCUACACGUCACAGCUGUGCAGGACCGUCCCACAGACAGAUCGUCUCAUCCCAGCGCCUCACAGAUCCACGGAGGAAGCGUGGAGGGCCGUCUGCUGCGGUCCAGCUGCGCUCGAUACGCCUCUCUGUCUCUCAGUGUGAGUGUGAGCGAUCCUCACGCAGCGGCCGAGAGCAUCACCCAUCAGCUGCUGUCUUCAGUCCAGAGCGCUCUUCAGCAGACCAGCGCUCUCUCUGCCCUGUGUGCCAGAGUCUUCUACAAGAGCCACGACCCGCUCGCCACACAGAUCGCCUCAGGGUUGGAGCAGCGCUGGAGCGGUGGACUCGGUCCUGCUGUGGCUCUGGUUCCUGUUGAAGAUCUGCCGGAUCUGUGUGUCCUGAUCUUCUCCUGCUGGCUCAGUGUGUAGUGGAGCUGAGCAGAACCUGAAGAAGCGAACCCCAUCCGCUCAUGUGACUGUGGAGAUCUGCUGUUGCUGAUGUCCAGCUCAGACACCUCUGUGUUUUUGAAUGUGUAUGUAUGUGUCUUUUUAUUAAAGGGUUAACUCACUCAAAUCAUGGUUCUGUCAUCAUUUACUCUCCUUCAUGUUGACUUUUAUUCUCAAACACAGAUUGUCUUCUCUUUUCCCUUCAGUGAAAGCGUAUAGUAGUGAUGCACUGAAAUAUCAGCAACAAGUUUAUUCAAAACAGGAAAAAAAUGUAAAAAGUGAUUUCUUGAAAUGAGAUGUAAACAAAAAUGUCACAUAACUUUCACAUUUCACUUAGGAAAUACAUUCAGUAU